This is a messenger RNA of Coffea arabica (coffee), 471 nucleotides long. RefSeq lists its product as uncharacterized. The record is from RefSeq and is a predicted model, not a curated record. NCBI's taxonomy places the organism in Eukaryota, Viridiplantae, Streptophyta, Magnoliopsida, Gentianales, Rubiaceae.
UAGACCAUUAUGACGAUAAAACCAACAGUUGCCCUAAGAGCUAUCCUUGUUGGUGGAGUAGCUGCAUUUGCAAAAAUUGCGGGUGCUCUUAAAGCUGCAGGUGGUGUAAAAGUAGGUGCAGCUGCUGCUGCCGUGACAGCUGCAGCAACUGCAGCCAGGUCAGGGUCAAAGCAGGAAUCAAAGGAUUCUCCUAAACAGCCAUCAAAAUGACUUUGGUUGUAGAUGGACCUUGUGUGUUAGGUAAAGCGAUGAAUUCCCUGUUAGUUUCUUGGAAAGUUUUGGCCUUGCGAAACUUGUACACUGCAAUAAUAAUAUGAAUGCACUGAAAUAAAGUUCUUCAUAGCUUUGGGUACGAGUGAUAAUCAAAUCAUACAUCUUGUAGUCCUGCAGUUGUUCAUAUCAUGUUGUCUUGUAAUUUGAUUUUGGAUUUUGCCGGAAUGUUCUUGGUAGCUAUGGACAUGCUAUUUUCUU